Bipolaris maydis ATCC 48331 is the source of this 672-nucleotide messenger RNA. RefSeq lists its product as uncharacterized. The record is from RefSeq and is a predicted model, not a curated record. NCBI's taxonomy places the organism in Eukaryota, Fungi, Ascomycota, Dothideomycetes, Pleosporales, Pleosporaceae.
GAUUGGCCAAAACCCCUCUUUACAAGGAGCAGCGGUGUAUUUACUACGUCUCACUACGGGGUGCGCGGUGAGUUGGUAAUACAUGACAGUACAUCAUGUAAUUGCGGUUGUCGCUGUUGUUGCGACCGUACAAGGAAAAACCUGCAGAGGAAGCAUGUAUGCGACCAGGAACCCAAGUCAUGAAUCUAGUAGUCACCUGAACAAGGUAGAAGCAGUGACAAGCGCGCGACGGGCCGCGCCCAGCGGUUCGCGCAUACUGAGCGGUGAGACUUUGUUCGGCGCCUGGCAACAGAAGAGCGGGUCUUCAACUUCAGUUGCAAAUUCAUGAUGGUGCAAAUGCCAUCGUCUCAGCUGAUACGCUCUUCCAAAAGAUCCUUUACGCUUUGUUCCCCUAAUUCCGGGAACAGACGCAGGACAAUCAAUUCCACAAUUUGGAAAAUCAGGUGCUUGUUGAGGUACGUGUCAUCGAGGCAGCCUAGAACGUCUUCGAUUUGCUGAGUCUGAGCCUCGCGCUCAUCGGUCGCAAAAAAAGUUGCUGCUACCUUAGCUGGGACUAGAUUGAGGAGCGUAGCGGCACAACAGUGCUUGAUCGUCUUCAUCUCUUCGUCCGUUGGCAUUUGGCGUGGGGGCCCAAGCGUGUUAUUGGGGAAAAUGGUUGCACGAAAGGUGCGA